CCAAAUAAAUUUACGUUUGCAAUUUAAUCUUGAUUAAAUUCGUCAAUGAUGCGUUGAUGCAUAAACUCGUCCGAGGCUAUUUUCACAUAAACUGUUGCGAUGUUUCUUUGUUAUUUCCUAUUCCUCACGGCUGUGCACCAGAUAUCUGGUGAUAGGAUACCAGAAUAUGUUAUAAAGGAACUGUAUUCAAAAUACGAAGAAGCUAUGGCUAACGAACAUUUUAAAAUAUUCACAAGAAGGAUUUUCAGAGGGAAUAAAAAAUUUGAGAUACACGUGGAGAAAUUGAGAGAGGUCAACGGAUAUAAGAAGCACAAUCUGAUGGUGAAGGAGAGUCUGAAGUCUGGAGCAGGUUCAUAUAUAUAUAUCAACAAUCCCGUAGAAUCAAAGAUACCGAAAGCUUUCCUCACAUUGGACGAAUUCAAAGACGCUUUGACGAACAGGAUUUUAGUACAACGCGAAGAAUUAAUUAAAAAACAAUCAACAACAAAUAAAAAUUUAAAUACUAUGAAAUAUUUUACACAAACUUCGAUAUUAAAUGAAAGUAGACUGCAUGGAUAUAAUACAUCAGAUAAAUAUGUACACAGGAAAGCCACAACGAAAUCCAAAGCAAAUGAUUAUGUUCGUAUAAUAACGUAUAAAACGUAUAAAUCUAAUGAGAUUUUAGGUUCCGCAGUAAGUGCUUUCAAUGAAAAAAAUACUUUAGACACAGAUAAUACAAAUAGUACUACAAACGAAGGUUCCAUACCACCGGAAACAGAGAGUGUCCAAUUAGUCCCAAUUAAUAAUACAAGCACUAACACGGACAUACCACUGAUGAGAAACGACAACGCUACGGACAUGAACACCACUUUGUCCGUUAGAAUAAACAAAACAAACGAACACAGUGGAGUUUUAAAUGCAACUGAUUCAGAGAAAUAUUCCAUAAGAAACGAAUCGGAUGUAAAAAUCAUUGAAACUUUGUCCAGAGACAAUGCGAGUGUAUUGAAGACGGACACGUCGGAGAUUUUACCAAAACCUACGCCGAGAAGAAAAGUCACGGUAAAGCUACAAUCUGCUACCACAGCUACUACGAAGAGGAUCACUUUGGGGAGGCCUUUAGUUUUUCUUGCAAACUAAUAAAAGAUACUAUUCAAUAUUAACUUACCUUAUUUACUCAAAGAAAUGAAUCCUAGUUAUUGCAGAAGCAAUAACUACAACAAUGCUCAACUGGCGUCUAACAUCACUUUAACAAUAAUUAACUAAGGAGUUCACAAACGUUAAUUCGGCUGAAUAUCUCUGGACCUUUGACUGAAAACAUAAAACGCUGUUCCCGCCAAACGAAAUGUCAAACUGUCAAACGCGCGAACAUUGUGCGCUUCAGAAUAAAGGCGCCACUUCACUGAUUACAAAACACAAUCUCACGUGGAACUGUGACUACUAGCCGCUUAUACCUUUAUAGCUAUGGAGCCCUUAUCGAGAUAGCUCUAUUUGAGUGAGCCAAAACAGAGCGGGACGGGGAUAGAGUCUGUGUCAACUCCCAUUGUAAACCGCUUACACCUUCCGAGGAUUGCUCACUUGCUGGAAAGAGAUAUCUAGCUUUUUAUCCGUAUAUCUGUUUUAAUUUUCGCCCCGCCCAACCCUCUUUUUCUCCGAGUGGUGGGGUGAAGUUGGACAGUUUUAAAUUAUCUUUUGUAAUAAAAUUAUUUUGCGAAAUAAGGAGUUGGUUUGAUAA
Molecule: messenger RNA, 1711 nt
Organism: Danaus plexippus (monarch butterfly)
Lineage: Eukaryota; Metazoa; Arthropoda; Insecta; Lepidoptera; Nymphalidae
Exons: 3
Coding region: 100-1116 (338 amino acids)
Source: RefSeq, a predicted model, not a curated record